AUUACGCAAUGAUAUAUAUAUAUAUACACACAUGUAUAUCAAUUCGGAGUAUCCCAAUAAACAAGAAAAUGAGUUUUCAGUAUUUACUUUUUUUUGUCUUUAUGUUUACUAAAUUCGAGGACAAGUUCUUCCUUCGUGUGCAACCGACCAGUGAUAAACAUUUUCAUGCAGUGCAAUAGCACUAACAACGUGCGGAUUCUGAAGGAAAUCUUGACGAAUGUACAAAAAUUACCUAUGAAUACUGAAGUGGACAACAAGAGAAUCUUCAACGCUGCUUACGGUAAAAUGGCAAAACAGAGCUCCACCUACACCACACAAUACCACGCAGCGGCUGUCACCAAUGGAUUGUUAUCAGAUUACUCUCACACCAGAGUAGAAACAAAACCCUGGCUCCUGAUAGACCUUGGGAAACAGUUCUAUGUAUUUGAAGUUGAAAUUUACAACGUUGACGAAAAGGUGCAAUGUUGCGCAUACCGCUUCCAUGACGCAAAUAUACGGGUUGGACCAUCGCUGAACACCAUGGAACUGUGUGGACAUUUCACGGGACCAGGGGUAAACAAGCAGCGCAUCGCAAUACGCUGUCCGACACUGAAAAGGGCAAGAUACGUCAAAAUCCAAAUUGUCAAGGGCACUGGCAAUUAUCUUCAUCUAGCCGAGGUAAAGGUCUGGGCCGUCAAUGUGUAAACAACACACUGUACUAAAUCCAAGGUGUAGUCAACAUACGUACAUUGUACCAGUAUAUUGCACAAUAAAGAUUCUCUUGUGAUGAU
Molecule: messenger RNA, 770 nt
Organism: Ostrea edulis (European flat oyster)
Lineage: Eukaryota; Metazoa; Mollusca; Bivalvia; Ostreida; Ostreidae
Exons: 3
Coding region: 166-684 (172 amino acids)
Source: RefSeq, a predicted model, not a curated record